Molecule: messenger RNA, 1844 nt
Organism: Topomyia yanbarensis
Lineage: Eukaryota; Metazoa; Arthropoda; Insecta; Diptera; Culicidae
Gene: Pino
Product: protein pinocchio
Exons: 5
Coding region: 636-1442 (268 amino acids)
Source: RefSeq, a predicted model, not a curated record
UUCUUGUUUGGUGGCAAACAAAAUACAUCCAGUGCAAGAGAAUUUCCCUCAGCUCAGGGCCAAACAUAAACAGUGAUUUUGUGCAGUCUAGCUUUUGGUAGGCAAUCGACGCGUACUUUGUUCGGUGGAAAAAGAUAUACAGUCGUGCGGGAUUAAGUUCCACUCGACUCGAAAUGAUUUUCAGUCAUCGUUUCAUUGGAUGUAUUUAGCGAGGAAAGGCAGUUUUUUCGCGCAUUGCAGUUGUCAUUCAGAUACCUACCAGGGUACAUUUACCUGCGGUGUGUGACAGUGUGGUAUAGGCAGCGUUUAUUUGUCCCAUAUCUUGUGUUGCUCAUUUUGGCAGUUUUUCGAGCUUCGGUAGCAACAUCUGAUUUUUGUUAUAAAUUCACUUUUAACCUACGUGUGAAAAUCCGUGCAAAUUAGGUGUUCCAAUUGCUACCGUAAACCUUUCGUCUUCGCGCUAGCACCAGCUCGGGCAGAAAGGAGUGAUAAGUUCUCUUUUCUUGUCUACCGCAAAGUGGCAUACGGCAAGUUAGUGAAGUUUCGCGAUAGGUGUGGGUGAUAAUUAUAUACUCAUCGGAUUGGAUAGAGUGCAAGAAGUUCAAGCGUACCGUUCGGUGAACCUCAACAGUGACAUGAAGUCGUUCGGAGCAGCCCAGCAAGCGAGCGUCGUUUCCGAAUGGGAAGAUAACGUCGCAUUCGAUUCGGAUGAUCCGGAUUUUUCUGGAGAACCUGGAUCAACCAAAGCAGCAGCCGAUGCUCCACAUCCAGCGGUAGUACAGAACCGAUCGACAACGUGUUUCAACAUCGGCGUGUCGCACGUGCCUGCCAAUUUGCCGCGCUUUCUGAAAGUGCCAUCUACAAUGUCAGUCGCCAGCGUUCAAGCCUCCCAUCUGACCGAAUUGUGCAGUUCAUUGAGCCGUACCAGCCUUAGCCUGUCCUCUUCAUUGUCGGAUUUGGUCGGUAGUCCGUCGCUCACGGUAGUCAGCUCCGCUGCAAUGGCUGCUGCCGCCCUGGAAGUAAGCUCGGAAGCGGUACUCACCAUCGAGGAAUUACGUGCUCAGUUAGGAUCUUGUUUUACCUGUGGCGUUUCCUGGACUGGCGAUCAGGUAUCCCUGGACUGUUCCGAGUGUGGUGGCUACAGUAUGGAACGACCCUGCAUGCUCUGUGAUGGUGUUUGCGGACAGGCGUGGAAGCGCGAUUUCACCAUGAGUCACGCCUGUAGCAAGGCCCGCUGGCAAGGCGUAUGCGCAAAAUUCGCUGCUCCGAUUAUCCCGCUGCAGUCGGCCCCGCUUAGUAGCUGUGCCAGUUUCAGCAGCCAUCAUCAGCUAAUGCAAACAGCCCAGUCGGUAUCCACCUGUCACGGUACCGCGAACCAGCAGUUUCUGCAGCAGGAGCUGUGUGCCCGCUUGGAAAAACUGUCGGCCAAAGCACAUAACUAAGAUGCUGAAGUAGGACUGCGUCUUUUUUCCCAGCAAGUUCGCUGGUCAGGCUGGUGUGUCUGCUUACGUUUAGGCUAGCUAAGUUAAUCGUCAAGUUCGCCAGAUUUCCAAAUAGUUACAUGUACGACAGGGACUACGAUUACGUUCAGACCUGCCUUCCAAAUUUCUUAUGGUUAGCUCAAUAAAUAAAUAACAAAAUUCGUUAUAAGUUCCUAUUCGUUGAUAAACGUAUCAACAUUUAUUAGGUCAACACACGAACAAGACAAAAAACGAAGAAACCGUUCUUAACAUAUUGCAUUUGUAGACUGUAAUUGAGCUCAACGUGGAAGUGGAAGUUGGUAUGUAAAGAUCAUUACAUUACAAACACGGUUAAGACACUUUGUUGUCCAGAUCUGAGGAAAA